Messenger RNA from Rattus norvegicus (Norway rat), 3066 nucleotides. RefSeq names its product SCY1 like pseudokinase 1 (gene Scyl1). Gene Ontology annotation, molecular function: ATP binding. The record is from RefSeq and is a predicted model, not a curated record. Lineage: Eukaryota; Metazoa; Chordata; Mammalia; Rodentia; Muridae. Gene Ontology annotation, cellular component: endoplasmic reticulum-Golgi intermediate compartment; cytoplasm; Golgi apparatus.
CCCACUGCCUGGCGAAGGAGCUUUUGGCUUAGAGAUAACCAUUCUCCUCACUAUUCGUACUUUCCCAUCUUACUGUCAGUAGUAGCCUCUCUUUUCUAUCUCUCCAUCUCUUUCCAGCUUCCCUCUCACCCCGCCCCCUCUUCCCCGGGUUUAGAUGGGCUCUAUUGUCACGCUCAUUUUGUGGUCCCACCCCUUCUCAUCCUACAACUGUUGCACUCACUACUCUCCUUCACACUCAAUUUUUCUAUCUACACAAGGCCACAAGUUCGGAGCAUUCAGAUGACCGUUUUGGCUCACUCCUCCCUCCGUACUCGGCCCUGCCCCCGGAGGCCUGCCUUCAGCCCCGCCUCUGUCCCGCAAGGCCCCACCCCAAAGACCCGCCCCAACGCACAGCUCCGCCCACAGGCCAGAGUGGCUCCGCCCUCACCCCGCCCCGCCCCGGCUCGGGCGGCCGGAGGACCCGGAGUGGAGGCUCCCGAGCCCUUGGCGGCGGCGACGAUGUGGUUCUUUGCCCGGGACCCGGUCCGGGACUUCCCGUUCGAGCUGAACCCUGAGCCCCCCGAAGGCGGACCGCCCGGGCCCUGGGUCCUGCACCGAGGCCGCAAAAAGGCCACAGGCAGUGCGGUGUCCAUCUUCGUGUACGAUGUGAAACCCGGAGCCGAAGAGCAGACCCAGGUGGCCAAAGCUGCCUUCAAACGCCUCAAAACUCUCCGACACCCCAACAUCCUGGCCUAUAUCGAUGGGUUGGAGACAGAAAAGUGCCUCCACAUCGUGACAGAGGCUGUGACCCCACUGGGAACAUACCUCAAGGCACGAGCAGAAGCAGGUGGUCUGAAGGAGCAGGAGCUGUCAUGGGGGUUACACCAGAUCGUGAAAGCCCUCAGCUUCCUGGUCAACGACUGCAACCUCAUCCACAACAAUGUCUGCAUGGCUGCUGUGUUUGUGGACAAGGCUGGCGAGUGGAAACUUGGGGGUCUGGACUACAUGUACUCAGCACAGGGCAACGGUGGGGGACCACCCAACAAGGGGAUCCCUGAGCUUGAGCAGUAUGAUCCUCCGGAGUUGGCUGAUAGCAGCAGCAGAGCAGUCAAAGAGAAGUGGUCAGCAGACAUGUGGCGCUUGGGCUGCCUCAUCUGGGAAGUUUUCAAUGGGUCUCUACCUCGGGCAACUGCCCUGCGCAACCCUGGGAAGAUCCCCAAAUCCCUGGUCACCCAUUACUGCGAGCUGGUGGGAGCUAACCCCAAAGUACGUCCCAACCCGGCCCGCUUCCUGCAGAACUGCCGGGCACCUGGUGGCUUCAUGAGCAACCGCUUUGUGGAGACCAACCUGUUCCUGGAGGAGAUUCAGAUCAAAGAGCCAGCUGAGAAGCAGAAGUUCUUCCAAGAGCUGAGCAAGAGUCUAGACUCGUUUCCUGAAGAUUUCUGUCGACACAAGGUGCUGCCCCAGCUGCUGACUGCCUUUGAGUUUGGCAAUGCUGGGGCCGUGGUCCUCACACCUCUCUUCAAGGUGGGGAAAUUCCUCAGUGCUGAAGAAUACCAGCAGAAGAUCAUCCCCGUGGUGGUUAAGAUGUUCUCAUCCACUGACCGUGCCAUGCGCGUCCGCCUCCUCCAGCAGAUGGAGCAGUUCAUCCAAUACCUUGAUGAGCCGACAGUCAACACCCAGAUCUUCCCCCACGUCACUCAUGGCUUUCUGGACACCAACCCUGCCAUCCGGGAGCAGACUGUCAAGUCCAUGCUGCUCUUGGCCCCAAAGCUGAGUGAGACCAACCUCAAUGUGGAGCUGCUGAAGCACUUCGCAAGGCUGCAAGCCAAGGACGACCAGGGUCCCAUCCGCUGCAACACCACGGUCUGCUUGGGCAAAAUCGGCUCCUACCUCAGUGCUAGUACUAGACACAGGGUCCUCACCUCUGCCUUCAGCCGGGCCACUAAGGACCCAUUUGCACCAUCCCGGGUUGCGGGUGUCCUGGGCUUCGCUGCUACACACAAUCUCUACUCAAUGGAUGACUGUGCCCAUAAGAUCCUGCCUGUGCUCUGCGGCCUUACUGUAGACCCUGAAAAAUCUGUGCGGGACCAGGCCUUUAAGACCAUUCGAAGCUUCCUGUCCAAAUUAGAGUCUGUGUCGGAGGAUCCUACCCAGUUGGCAGAAAUAGAGAAGGACGUCCAUGCAGCAUCCAGCCCUGGAACAGGAGGAGCUGCAGCCAGCUGGGCAGGCUGGGCUGUGACCGGGGUGUCAUCUCUCACCUCCAAGCUGAUCCGAACACACCCCACACCUGUGCCGUCUGAGGCCGCUGUGCCCCAGAGACCAGUGCCAGAGGGAGACCCUGCUCCAGCUCCAGCCCCUGCCUCUGCCACCCCUGCGACCUCAGGCCACCGGGAAACACAGGAAGAAGACAAGGACGCUGCAGAAGACAGCGCCACUGCCGACAGAUGGGAUGAUGAGGACUGGGGCAGCUUGGAGGAAGCCGAGUCUGUGUUGGCGCAGCAGGAUGACUGGAGCACCAAGGGCCAAGGGAAUCGAGCUGGACAGGUCAGCCAUUCAGACCACAAAUCUCUGGACUCACACUGGAGCAGCUGGGAAGUUGAGGGCUCCUGGGACCAGGGCUGGCAGGAACCCAGUUCUGUGGAGCCACCCCCAGAAGGAACCCGGCUAGCCAGCGAGUAUAACUGGGGUGGUGCAGAGCCCAGUGACAAGGGUGACCCCUUUGCUGCCCUGUCUGUUCGUCCCAGCACCCAGCCCAGGCCAGACCCAGACUCCUGGGGUGAGGACAACUGGGAAGGCUUGGAGGCUGAAAGCAGGCAGGUGAAGGCAGAGCUAGCCCGAAAAAAGCGAGAGGAAAGGAGAAGAGAAAUGGAAGCCAAGCGGGCGGAGAAAAAGGCCACCAAGGGGCCCAUGAAGCUGGGAGCCCGGAAGCUGGACUGACAACCCUACCCCCAGACCCCUGGGCAUUUCCAACCACUGGAAAGCAGGCCCGGAGGAUGUAUUUAUUGUACAAACCAUGUCAGCCUGGUCAGCAGGUCAGGCACAUCUAGUGUACAUAAUCAGAGCCACAAUAAAUUCUAUUUCACA